Messenger RNA from Mugil cephalus (flathead mullet), 2825 nucleotides. Its product is annotated as tyrosinase-like. The record is from RefSeq and is a predicted model, not a curated record. NCBI's taxonomy places the organism in Eukaryota, Metazoa, Chordata, Actinopteri, Mugiliformes, Mugilidae. Bases 113 to 1744 code for a protein of 543 amino acids. Gene Ontology annotation, molecular function: tyrosinase activity. The transcript has 5 exons. Gene Ontology annotation, biological process: pigmentation; melanin biosynthetic process.
GGGCAAAGAAUUUAAGCCGAGAAAAUAUCACGUUUCCCACUUUCUCACUUUGCGCAUAUUCCGUCCUCAUCUCUGGGAACGUUUGCCGUCUCCAGAGGAAAAUCUUGCUGUGAUGUUUUUACUGGGAAUCAUCACUCUCUGUUUGUAUUUUGUACCCAGCCGUCAGCAGUUCCCUCGUUUGUGCGCAACCCGGGAAGCCUUGCGCACCAAGGAGUGCUGUCCGCCUUGGGAGGGCGACGGCUCGGCCUGCGGUUCCAGCUCGGGCCGGGGCUUUUGCGGGGACGUGGAAGUCUCGGAUGAACCCGACGGGCCGCAGUACCCCUUCUCCGGGUUGGACGACAGAGAGAAAUGGCCCCUGGUGUUCUACAACCGGACUUGUCAGUGUGCGUGGAACUUCAUGGGAUUCAACUGCGCGGACUGUAAGUUUGGCUACUUUGGAGAAAACUGCAACGAGAGAAGGGAGUCUCUCAGGAGGAACGUAUUCCACCUGUCUAGGGCCGAGAGGAGCAGACUUGUAUCUUACCUGAACUUGGCCAAGCAGACAGUGAGUACGGACUAUGUGGUGGCCACGGGCACCUACAGGGAGAUGGAAAAUGGCUCCAACCCGAUGUUCGCUGAUGUGUCCGUGUACGAUGCGUUUGUGUGGAUGCACUACUACGUGUCCAGGAACGCGGUGCUAGGGCCAGGGGACGUGUGGACCGAUGUUGACUUUGCCCACUGGGCGCCCGCGUUUCUCCCGUGGCACCGCGUUUACUUGCUGCACUGGGAGCACGAGAUCAGGAAGCUGAGCGGAGACACGAGCUUCACCAUCCCAUACUGGGACUGGAGGGACGCCCAGGGCUGUGAAGUGUGUACGGAUGAGCUGAUGGGGGACCGCAGCCCCCAGGAUCCGUCCCUCAUCAGCCCGAGAUCGGUCUUUUCUUCCUGGGAGGUCCUGUGUUCCCAAGCCGGGGAAUACAACGAAAGAGGUGUGUUGUGUGAUGCCACGCGAGAAGGCCCACUUCGCCGUAACCCUGGAAACCACAACCGUGACUUGGUUGAACGUUUACCGACUUCGGCAGAGGUGGAGUUCACUCUCAGCCUGUCCAACUAUGACACCGGAGCAAUGGACCGCACUGCCAACAUGAGCUUCAGGAACAUUCUGGAAGGAUUUGGGGACCCUCAGACCGGGUUAGGAAACAGUUCUCGUAGGGGAAUGCAUGCGGCUCUGCAUGUCUACAUGAAUGGGUCCAUGUCCUCGGUGCAGGGCUCUGCAAAUGAUCCCAUAUUCCUUCUUCACCACGCUUAUGUUGACAGCAUUUAUGAGGAAUGGCUCAGGAGGCACAGUCCAUCUCCAUCCCAGUAUCCAGACUCUAAUGCUCCUAUAGGGCACAACAGCAGAUACAACAUGGUGCCGUUCCUGCCCCUCCACAGAAACAGGGACUUCUUUAUUUCCAGCAAGGAGCUGGGAUAUGAAUACUCCAGCCUGCUGGAUGCCAACCAGAGGCUAGCUGAGUCCAUGCGUCCUUACCUGGAGGAGCUGCGCGACGUUUGGCCCUGGCUGCUGCUCGCAGGGCUCUGCGGGGGACUCGUGACGACAGCCGCAGCCGUUGCUGUCAUGGCUGCAAAACAGCGAAAGAGAAGCCUGUCUUGGCCGAAUGCAAGGAGGUGGAAAAACUUAUUUGCCCUCCCAGAAAGGAAGCCCCUUCUCUGGAGUGAUGAAACUGUGGAAACUAAUCCCCAUAACUACCACACAACUAUAUGAAGAGCAAAGCACUGUGAAUUAUAUAUUCCUCCACCACUGUGAUGAUAUCAAAAUAUAGAAAACUGUAUUAAAAAGUAUUUUAUGCAUGCAGGAGAUUUUGAAAAGGAUUCUGAGACAUGUCAAACUUCUUGCUUGUCCCUCCCACAACACAACGUUGCUUGUCAGAUCGCACCCAUCAGAUCCUCGCAGACACGGCCUGUGCACUAUUUAUGGUUCCUGUCACAGAAAUGUUCCACGACUUUUCCAGCAUUCACAGGGCUUUAGCCGAUUACCUUGAAAAUCGGGUUUUGCAGCGCGUUGCAUCAGUCCGCAUGCUGAGAUGAUAUCGAACUGCAAUUUAGAGCAAGAAACGCGAAGAUCAUUUUUACAGAAGCCUUUGAGGGUAUAAACUUUAUGUGGGAGUUGACUUAGCCACAUUCUGUUUAAUAUUAAAACCGAGCCAUGUUUGUGAUGUGCUGGAAGGAAAAAGAAAAUUGUUGGCUGAGAAGUCGAGAUCUGAGACCUUGGCAGCAGCACACCCAGUUCAGUAUUCUAACCUAAAGUCGCACAAUAGUUUAAACAAGACUUUGACAUUUGUAAAAGUCAUAGCAACACCUAAAGUUAAUGUAAUCCAUAAUCUUCACUGGAAAGGUCAACCCUACGAGAUGAGAAGUGUGUCCAUUUCAAAAUGUUGGAAGAGUUCAGCAUAACAUCUGUAUUCAAAUUCACACACACAGGAUACCCAACUUUUAAAAUAUCAACAGAAAAGUUUAUUUUUUGGUAAGAUAAAUUGGUUCCUUAACAAUUUUCCUCUCCCAUCGUGGUCUCAUUCAGCCAAAUAUACUUCAUACAUUCCAGGCUUUGACACAUGCUGUCCGGCAAAGCACUUUUCUAUUACAGCAUUCAACUGGCAUUCUCAGAUAUUACAGUACAUUGUCAUUGAAACUGCACCAUGUUCUUUUGAGCAGACAGAUACAGUAUUGUAAAGCAGAACUUUUACAAAGUACACAUUAUUUAUAAUCAUGUAAAAAAAGAAAGAAAUCUGCAGCAAAUCUACGGUUUUAAAUGUAAAUAAAUUUGAAAUGGAUCGAUAUACAUCUUU